AUGUCUGACUCGGCAGACUACUACUCAAUUUACGAGGGUGUAUGGAUCAAUUGGUCCCGUGGGCGUAUCUUGGGGUCAACCAUCACUCUCAAUCGUCGCGACGGGGGCCUCCUUAUCUCUUUUAUUACAUUGUUUAUCACUUUCGUCGGCACGGCAUUCUGGAGAAUCAUUUGCUUCGCCCUACACUACUAUUUCUCAUCCGAAGCCCCUCGCGAUGCUUUAUACCAUCAACAACAGGCAGUACUACGCAAUUCAGCAAACGGCGGUAGCGGAGUCUUGUCACUUGGUAGACUCUUAUGGGCCUGGCGUCAUUACAACGUACAUCGUCCGUAUCGACGAAUGCUUCCUACAAUCAUGUUGGCCAUUUCUUUUCUCGGAUGCUUUUCCGUGGCGGGAAUCUUCUCAUCAAAGAUCGCAACAUCAACCGGAACAGAAGUUCUACUGUCAAGUCCGUAUUGCGGAAUUCAAAAUACGUCAGACCUCAAAUCGGCCAUACAUCUAAAAUUGAUAUAUCCUUAUGAGGUGCAAAGAACGGUAGAUUCAGCCAACUAUGCCCAAAAAUGCUACACAAACACAUCAAAUCCGGAAGAUUGCCGAGUCUACGUGAAGAAGCAACUUCCCUGGACGUCAAAUCAGAACGCGACUUGUCCGUUCGCAAAGGAUAUUUGCAAGAAUUUUUACAACAACAUCGAGCUUGAUACCGGCUUUGUCGACAGCAAUGAUCACCUGGGAAUUAAUGGCCCUAUCAGUAGUCGUGUUUUGUUUCGAAGCGUCAUGACUUGCGCACCUUUAGCGGUUGAUGAAUACGAAGCAAAAAUUUCAUCCCGAGCCAAUGGGAUGGAAGCACAGCUAACUAAGUUCUAUCUUGGUCAGAACUUAGUCCCGCUCCCCGGUCUCAAUUCGACUUUCGAGACAUGGGAUUACUCUGUUCGAAAUCAGACCACUUACAGUGCCGGGUUCCCGGACGACUAUAGUAUUAAUGCAUUGAUGGCCGCGUUCGUGAACGAUUCAAUUGAUUUUGAAUAUUCCAAUUUCGAUCCUAUUCCACAGCUUCGGAAACCACACGCAGAUACACACUUAUAUUUCCUGUCUGCCAACAAUAUCACGUUCACUGCAGAAACGAAUGAUCCAUGGUAUUCAGCCCAUCACGAACUUCCAAUGGAGCUUAUUGGGGGAGAGACAGGAAAAAUGACUGUUUAUCGCGCCGACGAUGUGGCAUCAGUGUUAGGAUGCGCGGUUCAGAGCCAAAUAUGCAAUCCAGGCCUACAAGCCGGAAAGCAGUGUACGCCUCUGGGAUCCCCAGCUGACACCUUCUACAACGCACAAGCUUUGUGGCCAGAGAGCAGCAAGUCUAAAAUAUGGAAAACAAUCGUCGGCCAUGUAAUGUCAUUCACUCCUAUUCACCAAGUUCAACAGUUAGGCAUCUCAGCACUGACCUCAAGAUAUAACAUAAAUUUGGGAGUGCAAGGACCGCUUUCGGACAACCAGUGGCAACUAGAUGUCGAGCAUUGGUUUAAAGGCGAAUUAGCGCUACUUCAGGCAUUGGUUGUUGAAUACGCCACCGGACCUAAAGAUCCGAGAAUACGGGAAUUUGUUAUACCACCGACGGAUUCUGCACACCAAUACGUUUGUAAAAACCAGAAAAUUCUUACUACAGCCUACACCAAUUUCAACACCUUCGGCCUGAGCUUGACGUUCGCACUCGGCGGAAUCAUCAUCAUCAUAUCCUACACCCUCGAGCCCUUCAUCAGCUACAUCCAGAAGCGCCGCUACGGCUUAGACAAGUACUCGCGGCUGGAAUGGUGUACAAACGAGACGUUGCAACUGCAGCGACUGGCACACGAGGAGCUCGGCGUAGGCACAUGGCACGGAGGUGCUGAUGCCGUGCCUCUAACCAAGCCCGGGGAGCAGCUCGGCAUGCUUGAUAUUACGGAUGUGGAGCAUCCAAGACUGAAGGCACCGCCGGCCACGAUGGAUGAGUUUUGCUAA
Molecule: messenger RNA, 1989 nt
Organism: Aplosporella prunicola CBS 121167
Lineage: Eukaryota; Fungi; Ascomycota; Dothideomycetes; Botryosphaeriales; Aplosporellaceae
Exons: 4
Coding region: 1-1989 (662 amino acids)
Source: RefSeq, a predicted model, not a curated record